This is a messenger RNA of Closterium sp. Yama58-4, 3126 nucleotides long. Lineage: Eukaryota; Viridiplantae; Streptophyta; Zygnematophyceae; Desmidiales; Closteriaceae. The record is from the annotation of a GenBank genome assembly.
AUGGUAUACCUACGCGUUUUUUUCCAUCUGUCCGUUUGGAGCUCACGGCGAAUCUUUUUGACACUCCUGCUGAUCGCGUGCCUCUCCGUUCACCCCGUUACCAGCACACGUUCGCACGCAAGAAGCUACCAGAAUGAUCACAUCGCCGUUCAUAACAGAUUAGGCCGGCACUUUCACCGCCGACAACUCGUCGACGAGGAUAACACUGCCAGUGACCGUUAUCCUGACGCGGACUCUGUUUUUGAGGCGCCUCAAAAACACCGCAGACAACUCGUCGACGAGGAUAACACAGUCAGUGACCGCGACGCGAGUAGUAGAUUUAGCGACCGUUACUACGAUCGCAACCACGAUCGCGAUUACGAUCGCCGUCAACUGCGCGUUAACGAUCUAGCCGACGGUCGUCCGGUUGACGGCCGAGCCGCCGGCAGUCAGGUUACUGACGGCCGUCACGAUUUCGGUCAACGCCGCCGGCAGCUCUACGAGGCUGACGCCGCCAUUCGCGCUCUGCACCAUCACCACCUCCCAAGCGGCGGCGGCGGCGGCGGUGACGGCGGCUCCGGGAGUGACGCGAACGUGGAGGAAGAAGCGUUUUCUUCGUCCCUUUGCUGGAGCGUGUCAGAGCGACGCUACUACCAAUCGCCGUACAGCACGGCGACGCGCAUGUCAGACGCGCUGUUCGAGCGCAUCCAGCGCUACACCAAGACGCACGCCGCGUGCACCGCUGCCGUCGCCGACUGGCCGGCCUUUUUCAACGACCCCGCGCAAGGGCUCAGCAACAGCAGCGGGGCAGCCGAUGCGGCCGCGGACUGCAAGUACCUGCUGUGGCAGGAGCCCACGUUCAACGGACUGGGAAAUCAACUGCUAUCGCUCGUCUCGGCCUUCAUAUACGCCCUUCUCACCGACCGCACACUGCUAAUCAGCCCUGCAGCGUUCAACGCGCGUCUCCUCUGCAACCCCUUCCCCCACUCCUCCUGGCGACCAUCCUCCCUUUCCUCUGAUGACUUCGAUCUGAUGGCAGCAGUGGCGCGGAAUCACAUGGUGGGGCGCAUGGUGGGGAUGGACGAUGGGGCGAGAGGGGGCGACGAGGAGCAGAGGCACCCAAAUGCUGCUUUCAGCGACCUCAGCUGCAGAGCCAACGUCUCAGAUCUCGCGUUCUACUGCUCCAAGGUGCAGAGGCAGAUCUCGGCCGUCCGUUUUCUGGGGUUCGAUACAGAGGAGUACAUCGUUCCAGCCCUCUACUUGGUUCCUGAAUUCGAUGCUGAGCUAGCACGGCUGUUCCCCGACCGCCUGCCGCUGAUGCACGUGGGGCGCUACCUGCUGCACCCCGCCAACUACCUCUGGGAGGAAAUCACCCGCGCCUUCCGAGCCUACCUCGCCCCGUACCAACACAGGGUCGGCAUCCAGAUCCGGGACUUCACUACAGACACUAAGGACGAGCCGCAAGUGAUUCAGCGCACGAUGCAGUGUGCUGUGAACAUAUCCAAGGGGCUGCCUCCGCUGAUGGGGCACGCGCGGUGGAAGAGCAUUAUGAACGAAGAGGUCGCCCCGACCGCCGUGGAGCUGCAGUGGCUGGAUGAACCACGGGAUAAGACCUAUGACAGCAGCAGCAGCCCUCGCAGCAUAGGCGUGUUAGUGGCGUCACUGAAACGCACUUACCAAGACGCCAUCCGGGAUGCGUAUGUGGAGGGGGUGCCUCUGGGGGGCCACGACGUGGCGGUGGCCAGUCUGAGCCACGAGUCAGGGCAGACGUAUGGCGAGGAGAGACAGCUGGAGCUGGCACUGAAAGAGAUGUGGCUGCUGUCCAUGUGUGACCUGCUGCUGGUGAGUGACAGUUCCACCUUUGGCUACAUGGCAGCUGGACUAGCAGGAGUGAGCCCCUUCUCCCUCAACAUUGUGCGGCGCAUGGGCGCUGACUGGGACGUCAACGGGCGGGCGGAGUGUGAGGUCACCACACCAGAGCCCUGCUACCUCUCCAUGCUGGAACCACAACAACAUGAAAUCCAGGUGCGUGUGUGCAAAAACACCAUCCAAGACUGGGAACGAAACAAUCAGUCAGAGUGUGAGGUCACCACACCAGAGCCCUGCUACCUCUCCAUGCUGGAACCACAACAACAUGAAAUCCAGGUGCGUGUGUGCAAAAACACCAUCCAAGACUGGGAACGAAACAAUCAGUCAGAGUGUGAGGUCAUCACACCAGAGCCCUGCUACCUCUCCAUGCUGGAACCGCAUCAAUGGCAGGUUCAGGUGUAUGGUGUUUACCGAGACAGAGCCUUUUCUGCAGCCGAUUCACGUGAUUCUUGUGUACUCCAUUCUGUCCCACGCUGUGGAAUGCACUCUUCUUCCCAUCCUCAACCUCCCCACAACUCAUCCUCUUCCCUUUGCCUCUCCUUUUCUCCCCCUCCCUUCCCGUUUCCCCCCUCUCGUUUCCCCCCUCUCGUUUCCCCCCUCUCGUUUCCCCCCUCUCGUUUCCCCCCUCUCGUUUCCCCCCUCUCGUUUCCCCCCUCUCGUUUCCCCCCUCUCGUUUCCCCCCUCUCGUUUCCCCCCUCUCGUUUCCCCCCUCUCGUUUCCCCCCUCUCGUUUCCCCCCUCUCGUUUCCCCCCUCUCGUUUCCCCCCUCUCGUUUCCCCCCUCUCGUUUCCCCCCUCUCGUUUCCCCCCUCUCGUUUCCCCCCUCUCGUUUCCCCCCUCUCGUUUCCCCCCUCUCGUUUCCCCCCUCUCGUUUCCCCCCUCUCGUUUCCCCCCUCUCGUUUCCCCCCUCUCGUUUCCCCCCUCUCGUUUCCCCCCUCUCGUUUCCCCCCUCUCGUUUCCCCCCUCUCGUUUCCCCCCUCUCGUUUCCCCCCUCUCGUUUCCCCCCUCUCGUUUCCCCCCUCUCGUUUCCCCCCUCUCGUUUCCCCCCUCUCGUUUCCCCCCUCUCGUUUCCCCCCUCUCGUUUCCCCCCUCUCGUUUCCCCCCUCUCGUUUCCCCCCUCUCGUUUCCCCCCUCUCCCCAUCUUCUCCACCUCGCCUUGCGUGUGGGACACCCCAAACAUGCCGUUUCCUGAAUCAACAAAUUAUCAUGACCACUCCACGAACCAUCAUCACCACUGCACCUGCUACAGUGUCCUGGAGAGCCUCCCAAAUCGCCUGUAG